Molecule: messenger RNA, 5112 nt
Organism: Habropoda laboriosa
Lineage: Eukaryota; Metazoa; Arthropoda; Insecta; Hymenoptera; Apidae
Gene: Marf1
Product: meiosis arrest female protein 1
Exons: 24
Coding region: 115-5112 (1665 amino acids)
Biological process (GO): post-transcriptional gene silencing
Cellular component (GO): cytoplasm; peroxisome
Molecular function (GO): mRNA base-pairing post-transcriptional repressor activity; RNA nuclease activity; CCR4-NOT complex binding
Source: RefSeq, a predicted model, not a curated record
AAGUGACCAUAACUCGGACAACUCACCGCGCAGCAACGAUCAUGGAAUCCGAGGAAUAGUGGUAGAAACUUGACGCAUUUGUAUUGGAAUACUAUAUGACAUUCUCUAAGACACAUGGCAGACCAAGAUACCAUAGAUUAUCAUGCACUUUGUGCAAAUGAAGAAGAUGAAAUCGAAGGUCUAAAUGAAAGGUUAAUACAAUUAUUAUCUGCAGAGAAAGUUCCGUCACACAGCAUUGUUGAUAGUAGCAUAUCACAACCAUUGUGUGACAUUAAUAGUAAAAAUGAUGGCCUUACAGUUGAAAGUAAGACAUCUGUUUCACCAUUGCUCAGUCAUUAUAAAUAUGACUGUCGCUUUUCAUAUCAUGAUAGUCCAGUUAAUUUUUCAUCUCUACCAACGUAUCUCCCACCUGUUGGUGUAUUUUGGGACAUAGAAAAUUGCCAUGUACCAAAAGGAAGGUCUGCCAUGGCAGCAAUACAAGUAAUUAGAGAGAAAUUUUUUGGUGGUUACAGGGAAGCAGAAUUUAUUGUAGUUUGUGAUGUUUGUAAAGAGAGUAAUCAGGUUGUGAAAGAAUUGAACAAUGCUCAGGUUAAUUUAAUACAUGUUGCUAGAGAAUGUAAAAAUGCUGCUGAUGAAAAACUCAAACAAUCUAUUAGAAGGUUUGCUGAUAUUCAUGGAAGUCCAGCAGCUGUAAUUUUAAUAUCUGGUGAUAUUAAUUUUGCUGCUGAUCUCAGUGAUUUACGUUAUAGGAAGAAAAUUCAUGUGAUACUUUUACAUAUGAAAAAUGCAUCUGAAGCAUUAAUAUUAUGUGCCAAUGAGCAUUAUGAUUUCUCAGAACUUAUGGAAUCACUGCCUUCAUGUUCCUUUCAGGUUACUACAAAUUAUGAUCUUCUAGUUAGUAACCUUCCUGAAGAUCAAGAUGUUGUAUCCAUUAAACGUUGUCUUAAACAAAUGUCUGAAAGCUUUGGUGGUCGAGUAAUGGAAAUUGAAUCAAAUAUUGCAAUUAUACGCUUUACUUCAAAACCUCUUGCAGACAGAGCUCAGAAGUGUAUGGAUGGAAAGAUUGUCCUUGGUUCAAAAAUUUCUGUAAAAUUUCAGAAAGAAAAAGGGUGUAAUUUUCAGAAAACUCCCGGGAAUUCUAAACACAGAAAUCGUGCUGCAAGUGAGUCAGAAAUUGUUACAAGUUCUCCGAGGCAAAUGUACAGUGCAAAUGCUUCGAUCACGGGUGGAAGAGCCCUUCAGAUUCCACAUUUUCAGUCAUCAUCGCCAGUUAUUGGAACGUAUUCUGGAUGGAAUUCGGCCCAUUAUGUUCCCGCUUCAACGCCACUGGGAAUUGUUCCACAGCCAACUAUUUUUGUUGGUAGGCCAUAUUCGAAUAAUAGUAAUGUAGGUUUUAAUAGAACUUACAAUGAACUUGCAAGGGUCCAAUCUCCAUUAUUCUGGCAAAUCUCUGGUUCCCAGCAAAUUGGUCAUAUGUGGGAAGAACAAUAUAAGGUGGAAAAAACCAAAGUGCUUAGUAGAAGAAUUCACAUCCCGCAGGCUCGGGAUAAUGGUGUUACAAAUAAUGUAGCUUCUCGAACUCCUGAGGGUUUAAGGCGCAUCAGGGGAACGCACACUUCUUAUGUACAACCUUCAGAGUGGACUGGAUCAAGGCAACAACAUCCUUCUUUGAAUACUUCUACGAGUUUCAAUGGAACACAUUCUCAAUCGAAUUUCAAACGCCGGAGUCCGUCUCCGAUGUGUGAUUUACAAUCACGAGAACGAAAUCAGUGGAAUGGACAGAAUGUGUCUGUACGUAGUACUAGGACACCUUCACCUUAUGAAAAUACAGUACAAACGAUGAAUCAACAAAGUAACCAUACUUCACCUUAUCAUCCAAGUGAUACGGAAAGUGAAGAAGUUGAGAAAUUCUUCAAUCCAAUAAACAAUCACAAUGGCACAUUAACAAACAAUGAUACAUGCACACCUAUUGAAUUACAAGUAACCAACUUAGACCAAAGUAUUAAUCCCAAAAAAAUGAGACAUAUGCUUGCCUCAAUUUUUAUGGAACAUGUGAUGGUAUUAAACGUCUCUAUUUUUACACAGUCUGAUGGCAACUUUGCCGCAAGUGUCAAAGUACCUUCUUUGUCAGACGCACAAUAUGCAAUUUCUCAAUUACAUCGUCGUAAAGUAGGAUAUAAGCGUAUUUUAAUAUCAUAUGCUCAUAGUGGCAGAGCAAGUCCUCAGGUUGUGCGAGCGCAAAUCGUAAUGCUACUGCAAGAAGUACCUGGUCAUAAACUUCCUCUCUUUAAGUUUCGAGAGAUGUACGAGAGUCGUUUCAUGAUUUCCAUCAGUGUUUCUGAAUUGUACAAAAUGAAAGAUGUUUGUAUUAUUACGGAAGAUCCUAGUGGUAGAAUGGUUUCUCUUAAUCCGGAUCACAGAAAUACUCCAUCACCAUGUUUUAAUAAUACAACACAGGAGGAACAAGUAGAGUUACCAUAUUGCACUAUUCAUACUCUUAAACCAUGGUCUGACAAAGGAUGGGCUGAACAAAAAGUGGCGUCGCUUCCUAAUGUAAAAAUUUCUUUAAAAGUUCUCGAUCCACGUAUACAUCAAUUAUUAACUACGCAUAAUGGAUCUUUGCCAUUGCCUAGUUUACCAAAUUGUUAUGAGGCUGAAUUUAAGGAGAAAUUACAGGUAGCUGAAAAUGGAGUACCUUUAGAACAUUUAGUGUCUUGCCUAUCUUGUGUUGAGCUGAAACAGGGUAUGGGUAGCGUAAAGUACCUUAUUUGGACCGGCAAUAAAAUUAACGAAACUAACCAUGAAGAGAAUAAAUGUGUGAGCCCUCCACUUGCAAAUCAAUUAGCACUUUUCAGUCGUGAAUUAGUCGAUCUUCUGAAAACUGCUCCACACUGCCAGUUGCCAUUCAACAGAUUUAUACCAGCAUAUCACCAUCAUUUUGGAAGACAAUGUAGAGUCGCUGAUUACGGAUUCACCAAAUUAAUUGAUUUAUUAGAAGCACUUACUCAUACCGUACAAGUAAUGGGUGAAGGAAACAGACGCGUGGUUACGUUAUCCCAUCGUGCACAAGUGCGUCGUUUUACAUCUGACUUGUUAAGGGUCUUAAAAUCUAAAGCUAGCAAACAAGUAGCACUUUCAGAAUUUCCAAGUAUUUGUACUAGAGUGUUAGCUAAAACAUGGGAUAUCGUGGACUAUGGAGUAUGUGAGAUCGAAGACAUUCUUAGUGAAGUAUCAGAAAAUACUGUUGUCGUUACUACGAUCAAUGGAGGGGAUAAAAUGAUAGCCAUUCCUAAACGAGAACAAACUCCGGAAGAGAUGGAACGAACAAAACAAUUUGCUGUAGAGGUUAUAGAAAUAUUACGACACGCGCCUCAGUGUAGAAUGCAAUUUAAUAAAUUUGUCCCAUCCUAUCAUCAUCACUUCGGCCAUCAGUGUCGUGUAUCAGAUUAUGGUUUUACCAAAUUAAUCGAAUUGUUCGAAGCUGUACCGGAUGUAGUUAAGAUCGAAGAUGAUAAUUCUGGAGAAAGGCAAAUUUCUUUAACAGAAAAGGAAGGUCUUUGUGUACUUUCCGAACAGAUAUCCAAAUUAAUUACUCGUUCAAAGGGUUGUGUUAACGUCUCGAAUAUUGCACAGAAUUUUUUACGUCAAUUUGGUUACGCAUUGAAACCAGAAUUAUUUGAUUGCACAUCCGUAUUGCAGCUUAUGCAAAAACUUGGAGAUACUGUAAAGAUUAUAUAUCUAGCAACUGGACCUGUAGUUGUGAUGGUAGAUAAAUCUCACUUACAACAAUUAAUUUUGCAAUGCCGUCGAUUGCUGAUGGAUAAACCACAACAUAAAAUGCCACUUAAAGAGUUUCAACAAUUAUAUGCUCAGCAUUAUUUAAAACAAUGUAAUAUAGAUGAACUGAAACAAAAUUUGUCUAACGUGGUUCGAUUUACAACAGUGAACAACGAACAGUUCAUAGAACUUACUUCGUUACAUUGUUUUGCCUGCAAUUUAUAUCGUGUAAUGAUGAAUUAUGGUGGUGCAUUAAAAGUUUCGCAAUUUGAAGCUGCAUAUUUGUCCACUAUCGGUACCAUCUGUAGACCCGCAGAAUACGGAUUUCAAACAGUUUUUGCACUUUUGCAAGCACUACCUUGUACGGUAACGAUAAAACUAUCACGACGAAAAAAGAACAUCAUCUAUCUGAAUAAAAAAAUUGCUGUAGCUGUCGGUAUGCCUUUACCACCAUCGUACGCAUCUACAUCAUCGUAUCGUGACACAGAUUCUAGCAAUGAAUCGUUUGAAAGCGAUUCAUCUUCUCGUGUUAAUGCUUCAAGUAAUUCAAUUUCGUUAGAGGAACGCGCAAAAUGGACAGAACAAAUAGUCGAGAAUCAGAGUUCCUGGAAACAGAUAGAUAAAAACAAUCUGUGGUCCAAAAAAUCUGAUAAAUCGUGGAAAACAUCAUCUUCGGAAGAUCAAUUGGUAAAUUGGACAUUGCAAGAAAAUGGAAGCGAAAGUUUCCUCAAAAGUUUGCUACGAACACCAAUUAUACCGCAUGGUUUUCCACCUCCACCUCCUAAACCAGAUUCACCACCUGAGGGAGAAUUAAAUAAAAAUCAGUGGGAAUCAUCAGUUUGGAUGACUCCAACGAAAUUUACAUAUCCAGAGGAUGUGCAUACUACCCAUGUACAGGUUCCUCCGUUAACUUUACCUCCUUCCUGGAAUCAAAUUAUAUCCGACAAUAGUACCUCCAACUUACUAUCGCCAACCAAAAAUUUAUUACCUGCUGCAGCAAAUCCUUUAAAUCCACGUACUUCUCCUUUCUUUUCCUCUAAGCGUAACAUCGUCGUUGCUCCACAUCCGUCUGAAUUACCGCUUCCUUCGUUGUCCUUAACUCCUAAAAAGAUCGUGUCUUCGGAAAAUAUUAUAAAUACUGAGGAUUUUACGGACAAGCAAGAGAGGAUUAUCAGUAAUUCUAUGGAAGAAGUGCCCCUUCAGAGUAAUGAAACUGAUAGCAAUAACACGGAAGGCGACAAUGAUAAAGAAAAACACAGUACUCCCACAAAUCAGUUAUUUACCACAAGCAAACGUCGUUUAGCUGCUCAAUUUAAUCGUCCUAUUGAGUCAUGA